AUGAAUAAAGACACCGAGAAGGCAGUCGAGCCUGUCGAUUCAGCGUCCGUCCAGUUUAUGACCGAUGCUCCAAAAAAUGGGGCAAUCUCAGAAGCUAUCAAAAGCAAUUUGAGUAACUGGAGCAUCCUGGCAAUAGGCUACAAUACGUCUAGUAGCUGGAUUGGCCUUGCCAUCAGCAUGACGGUUGCUAUUGCCUCUGGAGGCUCCGUUACGCUUAUUUAUGGGGUCAUUAUUGUUUAUGUUAUUAUGUUUUUUGUUGGGCUUACAUUGGCCGAAUUGGCAACGGUGUACCCGACAGCAGGUGGACAAUACCACUUUACAUCCAUCUUAGCACCAACACGUUGGAGCCGAUCCAUUUCCUAUUGCUGCGGUCUUGCGACGGCAUUUGCUUGGAUGGCACAAGCUGCUAACAUAUGCCUAUUCAUCGCACAGAACUUAUUUGCCGUCAUUAUGCGUUGGCAAGGCACCUUCGAACCUCAUGCGUGGCAAUACUUUCUGGUAUUCGAAUUAGUAAACAUUGUGAUGGUUAUCUACAACAUCUUCCUGACUGGCCGAAUGAUGUGGCUAAAUAAUCUGGGAGCUGUUCUGUCCCUUCUCUGCUACCUCAUCCUCACCAUUUUGUGUCCAGUAAUCUCCCCCAGCCGAGCAACCUCCCAAGAUGUUUGGAACAGUUUUCUUAACACCUCUGGUGGCUGGCCUAACGGGAUCUUCUUCUUGAUCGGUCUGUCAACGCCGCAAUUCUCCAUUAUGGCCCUGGAUGCAACCCUUCACAUGGCAGAAGAGACCUCGCAGCCCAAAAGAGACAUCCCGAAGGCUGUCGUAGCCACCGUACUUAUCGGAUUUUUUACCGGAUUUACAUUUGUUGUCGCCCUAUGUUACAGCUUUCCGAAUAUGCAAGAUGCCCUGCAGUCGCCGUACGUCCCCUCCGUUCACUGUUCGAAGCAAGAUAGGGAAAGGAAUUUGCUAACUCGAUUACGUAGAUCACCGAUAUUUUACAUUUUGGAAAUCACAUUAGGCUCCCCGGCUGGGGCCACUGUCCUCUUGGUGUUCUUCCUGUAUCUGGGAUUCGUGGUCUUGAAUGCGACUCAUCAGACUGCUUCCCGAGUGACCUGGGCCUUUGCGCGAGACAAUGGGUUGAUCAAGUCCUCUAAGUUGGCUACCUUUCAUCCCAACUUGCAUGUCCCUGUGUACGCCCUGCUCGUUAAUGGUUUACUCGUGGGUCUGCUCGGAGUCAUAUACCUCAUUUCUUCAUCAGUUUUUAAUUCCUUGCUGGGGUCUGCCACAAUUGUUUUCCAGUUCACCUUCGCGGUUCCGGCCGCAUUGUUAAUCCUGCGAAGACGCUCGGCAAUGUAUCUUCCAACUGAUCGCUACUUUCGUCUUCCUCACUUCCUUGGAUACACGGCCAACUUCAUUACAGUCGCAUGGGCUAUCAUUAUCCUAAUUCUUUUCUGUUUCCCGGUGUCUUUCCCAGUUACUGCAUCCAAUAUGAAUUACGCUUCAGCAGUGCUCGCUGUCAUGGUCGCCUUGGGUAUAAUCAAUUGGAUAUUCUACACACGGAAACAUUACCAGGGGCCGCGUCCUGAUUCUCGUUAUUAA
Molecule: messenger RNA, 1596 nt
Organism: Penicillium riverlandense
Lineage: Eukaryota; Fungi; Ascomycota; Eurotiomycetes; Eurotiales; Aspergillaceae
Product: putative choline transport protein
Exons: 4
Coding region: 1-1596 (531 amino acids)
Biological process (GO): transmembrane transport
Cellular component (GO): membrane
Molecular function (GO): transmembrane transporter activity
Source: RefSeq, a predicted model, not a curated record